This is a messenger RNA of Vicia faba (fava bean), 2013 nucleotides long. The record is from the annotation of a GenBank genome assembly. Lineage: Eukaryota; Viridiplantae; Streptophyta; Magnoliopsida; Fabales; Fabaceae.
AUGUUUUUUCUACCUGCAGGUAGAAGAUGGGGUUUUCCUAGAUUUGCUGGUGACUGUGCCAGUGGUAUGAAGAAGUAUCCUCCAGGAACAAUUUUAGAGCACAAGAGUGAUAUCACUGAUUCUUGCUCUCAGAUGAUACUUCAGCUCCACGAUGUCUAUGAUCCGAAUAAGAUAAAUGUCAGGAUUAAAAUUAUUUCUGGAUCACCUUGCGGAUCAGUGGCCGCAGAAGCCAAGAAAGGACAAGCCAGUUGGGUUGUUUUAGACAAACAUCUCAAACAUGAGGAAAAGAGAUGCAUGGAAGAGUUGCAGUGUAACAUUGUUGUUAUGAAGCGUACUCAACCGAAAGUGCUUCGUUUGAACUUGAUUGGAGCACAAAAGAAGGAAGUUGAAGAAGCUGGUACAUCACCUUCUGAGCAAGGUGAUAUACCUGAAAAACAGUCCGAAAACAAGAUGGAUUCUGUAGUAGAUUCUAUCAAAGGACCGAAUGUUACUCCGACUAGCAGCCCCGAGCUAGGGACGCCAUUCACCGCUACUACUGAAGCCGGUACUUCAUCAGCUUCAAGCUCAGAUCCUGGAACUUCACCGUUCUGUAUUCCAGAGAUGAAUGACACAGAAAGUGAAAGUCUGUCGACAUCUUCGGCUAGCUUUAGAUACCAACCGUGGAUCACAGAAUUGCUUUUACAUCAACAAUCAUCUCAACGCAACGGAGAAAGAUCAGAGGCGUAUCAUGGUAUGCCUCAAGCAACUACAACCAAGGCUUUGCUAGAAAAGUAUUCUAGGCUUGAUAGAGGAGCUGGAAUGGAAAUGUCGGCAGCAUAUAGAAAUGACUCGGAUUUUAGUGGUAAUUUAAGAGAAGCGAUAGCAUUAUCAGGAAAUGCUCCACUUGGUCCACCUCCAUUGUGUUCGAUAUGUCAACACAAGGCACCUGUUUUUGGAAAACCUCCAAGGUGGUUCAGCUAUGCUGAGUUGGAACUCGCUACCGGGGGAUUUUCACAAGCCAACUUCUUGGCAGAAGGAGGGUAUGGAUCAGUUCAUCGAGGGGUUCUACCAGAAGGACAAGUCAUUGCUGUCAAGCAACAUAAAUUGGCUAGUUCUCAAGGUGAUGUCGAGUUUUGCUCUGAAGUAGAAGUCCUGAGCUGUGCUCAGCACCGAAAUGUUGUUAUGCUGAUUGGAUUCUGUAUAGAGGAUAAGAGAAGGCUUCUGGUUUACGAGUACAUAUGCAAUGGAUCAUUGGAUUCACAUUUAUAUGGGCGACAAAGAGAUCCAUUAGAAUGGUCUGCGAGGCAGAAAAUUGCUGUUGGAGCUGCUCGCGGGUUAAGGUAUCUUCACGAAGAGUGCAGAGUUGGUUGUAUCAUCCACCGCGACAUGAGGCCGAACAACAUUCUCAUAACUCAUGAUUUUGAACCUCUGGUUGGUGAUUUUGGAUUGGCAAGGUGGCAACCUGAUGGAGACAUGGGUGUGGAUACUAGAGUAAUUGGAACAUUUGGGUAUUUGGCUCCUGAAUAUGCUCAAAGCGGCCAAAUCACCGAAAAAGCCGAUGUUUAUUCCUUUGGGGUGGUAUUGGUGGAGCUUGUUACCGGUAGAAAAGCUGUCGAUCUCACUCGGCCAAAGGGACAACAGUGCCUAACUGAGUGGGCCCGGCCACUGUUAGAAGAAUAUGCCAUUGACGAACUGAUUGACCCGAGACUUGGACGUCUCUAUUUAGAACAUGAAGUCUAUUGCAUGUUGCAUGCUGCUUCAUUAUGCAUAAGGAGAGAUCCUCAUUGUAGACCACGCAUGUCACAGGUUCUCCGAAUUCUAGAGGGAGACAUGGUGAUGGACACAAAUUACAUUUCAACUCCGGGCUAUGAUGUCGGAAAUAGAAGUGGUCGCAUUUGGUCAGAGCCACUGCAGAGACAACAUCAUUACAGCGGUCCCCUCUUAGAAGAUUCAUUAGAGUCAUCAUUCAGUGGAAAGCUAUCUCGUGACAAGUACAAACCUUUCUAUUGGGAUAGGAGUAGGGACAAGCCUUAA